Messenger RNA from Papaver somniferum (opium poppy), 1422 nucleotides. RefSeq names its product two-component response regulator ARR2-like. NCBI's taxonomy places the organism in Eukaryota, Viridiplantae, Streptophyta, Magnoliopsida, Ranunculales, Papaveraceae. Gene Ontology annotation, molecular function: DNA binding. The record is from RefSeq and is a predicted model, not a curated record. The transcript is spliced from 5 exons. Gene Ontology annotation, biological process: phosphorelay signal transduction system; cytokinin-activated signaling pathway. The coding region runs from base 1 to 1422 and encodes 473 amino acids.
AUGAGUAGAGGUUUAGAAGAAAGUUCACAAGAAACACAACAACAUGAAGUGGUGAAGAAAGAAAACCCUACCAAUGAAGGGCUACCAGAGAAGUUUCCGGAAGGUGUUCGGGUUUUGGUUACUGAUGAUGAUCCUGAGUUUCUUCAACAUAUUGAAAAGUUGCUUAAAGAACUUCUCUAUCAAGUUACCACAUAUAGUAAGCUUCAAGCUGAGAACGUAUUGUCUACUCUACAAGCUGCCAGAAACAAAUUUGAUAUCGUUUUGAGUAGUGUACAUAUGGCCAAUAUGGAUGGUUUGGAGCUGCUUAAACACAUGUUAGCAGAAAUGGAUAUACCUGUGGUCAUGAUGAUGUCAAGCGAGGACGACAAUAAUAUUGUCAUCAAGUGUCUCACUGAAGGAGCAUGUGAUUGCUUAAUUAAGCCGAUUGAAAGAAAGGACAUAGAACUUAUAUUUAAGCAUGUGAUCAUCCGAAAGAUGAGAGUAGAACACUCGUGUGAAUGUGAAUGCCACCACAAAUCACCAGAAACAUCAGAUUUCGGUGUAGCUUUAGGAAACAGCAAAUCCUUGAGGAAGAGGAAAAAUGGGGAGGCAAUCGACAAGGAUGUGGAUACCAGUGGUAUGUCUAUGGCAAAGAAAACAAGAAUUGUCUGGACUGACGAACUCAAUCGGAAAUUUGACGCAGUCAUAGAAAAGCUUGGAAUUGAAAGUACAAUUCUUACCCUUUACCUUUCGUAUUUUUGCAAUGCUGUUCCAAAGAAAAUUCUCCAGCUAAUGAAUGUUCCCGGGCUUAAAAGAGAACAUGUUGCUAGCCACCUUCAGAAAUACCGCCAGAGUUAUAGAAAAUCACAAGGCUAUCCUGCAUGUAAUCUGAAUACGCCUAUGAAUCAACCAGAAUCACACUUGGCACCUUUAUUGCAUGGCGGUAUCCAGUACUCAAAUAAAUUUCAAAAUCACGGUAUGCAGGAUGGUCAACUAGGGAGACCAACGCGCACAAUUGACCCUUCUUUACUAAGCAAUGGCAGGUUCGGACCAGAUUAUUCUGAGUUUGUGACAAAAGCUGGUUAUAUACCUCAUCAGUCCCAGAUGAGAGAUCAUUAUAUGAACAAUCUGCCGGGACUGAUGGAGCAGCAACUGUUUCUGAAUGGCCAAGAUUAUAAUGCCAUAGAAACCUUCAAUAGGCGUAACCAACCUUAUUCUGGAGGUGAUCUAAAGACGAACUACAUGACGGCUGAAUUUCUCCCAAGUUAUCAUAGUAUAGACAGUACUCUAAAUUUACCUAACUUUCCGACGAACAAUAUGAUUCAUCAUGAGCAAAGUUUUCAGGGCUCCAUUGAUGAGAACUGCAUGAAAUGGAGGCAGCAACCACCUUAUGCCGGUUCAGAUUUAGAUACUCGAACAGUAUAUACCCCCCUCCAGCACUGA